AAGAAUAAACAGCCAGAGCAUCUACGAGCUGACAUCAUGUGUUGAAAGUAGCUGCAGAGACUCGUCUAUGUGAACGUUCAGUUGCUGUAACUACCCUCAGGAGACGAGAUCAUUGGUUACUGUGCUCUGCCUUCACUGAGAUAAAGACAUGGGGACCAUUUGGUUUGCAAUUUGGUGCAUUUUAACUGUUUUUCAGCCUCCAAAUUUAGUGACUGCUGAGGAGCCAGUAUGUGUACCUGGAUUUCAGUCGGAUCAGCUCACUUUCAGUGUGAUGAGAAUCUACCUGACACAAGGCACAGUAUUGGGCAAAGUGGGCUUCUCUGACUGCACAGAUCGCACAAGAUUUCUGUUCGACACCUCUGACAAACGUUUUGUAGUAAAGACCGAUGGUGUACUGAUGGUAAAGAGACCAGUUUUUCUUCAUGAAGGACACCAUGACUUCUUCAUCCACUCCUGGGACUCACAAGGCCGCAAACUGACCAUUCCUGUCAGUGUGAGCAUGAAUGCAGCUGAUGCUCAGGUGCCUGUUCUGCAGUUUCCCGAGCCUGGUGAAGGACUGAAGAGGAGGAAAAGAGACUGGGUCAUUCCUCCAUUAAAUGUUCCUGAGAAUCAGAGAGGAACCUAUCCCUUAAAAGUAGCUCAAAUCCGCUCUAAUGAAGAUAAAGCAAGGAAGCUCUUUUACAGCAUCACUGGUCCUGGAGCUGAUCUGCCUCCUGUUGAUCGUUUCAGAAUGGACAAACAGACUGGCAAUCUGUAUGUAAUACAACCACUCGACAGAGAGGAAACGGCCAGUUACACGUUUCUAGCACAUGCUGUGGCUGAUGGAGCAGGACAAGCUGAGGAUCCCAUGGAGAUUAUAGUCAAUGUGAUCGACCAGAACGACAACAAACCUUAUUUUACGGUGGAGUACAACGCAAAUGUUGCUGAGGCCACGGCCAUCGACACAGAGGUGGUUAAGGUUGAGGCCAAAGAUGAUGAUGAGCCAGAUAAUCUCAACUCAGACAUCCGCUAUCGUAUUCUGAACCAGGACCCACCGCUGCCCACUGACCACAUGUUUGAAAUCAACCCAGUUACUGGAAGCAUCAGAGUCACUGGUAGAGGAUUAGACAGAGAGAAAUAUCCACAGUACACUCUGACAGUACAAGCAGCAGAUAUGGCGGGAGAAGGUCUUUCUGCACAAGGAAAAGUAAUUCUCACGGUGACAGAUGGCAGCAGCAAUGCUCCUGACAGUGGCAGUAAUGUGGAACCAAAUACUGCACGCGUUUUUCCAGAUGUUUUCUUCACUGAGAACAACAGAGGACCCUAUCCUAUUAAGUUAAUUGAAAUACGGUCUGAUGAACAUCAAAAGCAGAAUUUACAUUACAGCAUCUCUGGUCCAGGAGCUGAUCAGCCUCCUGUUGCCCUUUUCACCAUGGAUAGAGACACUGGCAGUCUGUAUGUCACACAGCCAGUCGACAGAGAGGAAGCAGCUCAUUAUAAGCUACAAGUGCAUGCCGUGGCAGAAAGUGGAGAUCACCAGGAGGUCAUGAGUGUUACAGUUAAAGUCAUCGACCAGAAUGACAACAAACCUGUCUUCACUCAAAACACCUUUGAGGGACAAGUUGCUGAAAACUCAGUAAAAGGUUCUGAAGUGAUUAAGGUCGAGGCUACAGAUGCUGAUGAACCAGAUAAUGCCAACUCAGAUAUCCGUUACAGUAUUCUGAGCCAGGACCCGCAGCUGCCCAGUGACAACAUGUUUGAAAUCAACUCAGUUACUGGAGCCAUCAGAGUUGCUGGUACUGGACUGGACAGAGAGAAAUAUCCACAGUACACUCUGACAGUACAGGCAGCAGAUAUGGAGGGAGAAGGGUUAUCUGGACAAGCACAAGUAAUCCUCAAGGUGGUGGAGAGCCAGUAGUCCUGGAAAAGCUUCAGGUCUCCUGUUCCUGCUUGAGAAGCGGAGAGAAGGAGCACAAAGACAUCAGAGACAUCUAUCACUGCGCUGGAGGCUGAUUCUACAUGACGCUCUCUUCAUAUACAUGUGUGAAUGUUAGAUAGAAAGCACUUACAUAGAAAAAAGUGCUUGUUUAGAUGGGUGUGAAUGCGUGAAUGAGGCAGGUUGUGCAAAGCGCUUUGAGUGCUCAGAGUGUUAAAUAAGUGCUAUAUAAGAACCAGUCCAUUUAUCAUUCAUACGAGCAGUUAAAAUGGCCAAAGCUAGUUUGUCAGUGAUCAUGUGACAAUAAAAUCCCAGCAUAGUUCUUCACAUGUAAGCAUUUUGUAGGUGGUGGGAAGUUCUGCAUAUGUAGGAAGGUCUUAGAAAACUUGCAGGGGGAGCUGUGUAUCUGCUACUUUUCUUUUCCAUAAUUAUUGUGGGACUAGAAUGCUAUGGAGCGCUCUUUCAAGUGAUUUUCUUACUCUGUUUGUUGUAAUCAAAACCUAAGAAAACAAAAGAUUGAAAUGGUGUAAACCACAGUCAGCAGCUGCGCAAACAAUAGAUUUGAUGAUGUGUUGGAACAUGAUCAUGCUGUCACUGAGGAAUAUGCUUCUUUAUAGUAAAUGAAACAUAUGAAACUAAUUAAGAGUAUCAGUAUCUGAACAUAAAAGUUCACAGUUGGUUAUGUCGAAAAGUACCUUUAAAUUCCAAAGAAAUCAGGUACUGUUACUUUAUCCUGAUGCACACUCAAAAUAAAGUACUAGUACAUCCACUUACAAGUUUGUAGAAGAAACUUGUAAGUG
This is a messenger RNA of Oreochromis aureus, 2715 nucleotides long. RefSeq names its product blastomere cadherin-like. Bases 149 to 1897 code for a protein of 582 amino acids. Gene Ontology annotation, biological process: homophilic cell-cell adhesion; cell-cell junction assembly; adherens junction organization. The transcript is spliced from 15 exons. Gene Ontology annotation, molecular function: calcium ion binding; cadherin binding. Gene Ontology annotation, cellular component: cytoplasm; adherens junction; catenin complex. The record is from RefSeq and is a predicted model, not a curated record. Lineage: Eukaryota; Metazoa; Chordata; Actinopteri; Cichliformes; Cichlidae.